AAGAGCACAAUGGGAAAACGUUUUACUGGAGUUGAUGUGUGGUGUCCUGUAGCGUGUUCUCCCACGGUUCUGCUCUGCUCUCCUCCUCAGGAAACCUGUCCUACUCGUCAGAAUUCGAUUCUCUGGCGAACAAGGGACUAAACUCUCUGUUACACUUUUCUUCUCACAUACCCCUUCUUCAGUGCGACGGGGAAGACGGACAACAUGAUUGGCUAUAUCUUCGUGGUUCUAUGUGGAUUGGCUGGCAGUGCGCUCGCAAAGGGUAAGGUGGAGAGGGAGCCUAAGGGGAAGUUCAGUGUUCCUGUUCUGGAUGUGAAGAGUCGACAGCUGGUCCUGGAGGCCAACCAGACUCUGACAAUCCAUUGCAGGGGUCGAUGGGAGCUGUCGUGGGCAUUCCCUGGAGGUGUGGCCAAAGAUCAGGAGAGAAUGCGAUUGGAAGAUUCUCGCUGUGGUAGGCAGAGCCAGCAUUACUGCAGCCAACUGACGCUUAGCUCGGCCCAGGCGCAGCACACAGGAUUGUUCCGGUGUCGGUACAGCCAUCGGACCCGCAGGCAGAGAGCUGUCUAUGUCUAUGUCACAGACAGACAGCGGCCAUUUGUGGAGGAGCAGAAUAACAGUCCAGACGUUGUGUAUAUGAAGGAAAGCCAGCCUCUGGUCUUCCCCUGUAGGGUCACCAACCCUGACGCCACUGUCUCAUUGGUCAAGUUUCCUGACCAGGAGUUGACCCCAGACCAGAGGAACAUAGUGUGGAACAGCAGACAGGGCUUCCUCAUCCACAGCCCCACCUACUUCUACAUCGGCCUGUUCUCCUGCAAGACCACUGUCAACGGGACCACACACUCCCUCAGUUACCUCACACAUAGACAAGUGAAUAAGAUCAUGAAGGUAUAUCUGAACAGUACCAGUCCAGUCCAGUCUCUACAGGGGGAGAGUCUGGCCAUCAACUGUACUGUCACUGCAGAGUGGAACAGCAGAGUGUCCAUCAGCUGGGACUACCCUGGACAGGCCAACAGGUCAGCCAUAGUCAGUAGGUGGAUCAUGGCCAGUAAAUUUCACAUGGUGUUCUACAGUAUUCUAUCCAUCCCCAAACUCCACCGCUCUGACAGAGGGCUUUAUAUCUGCCGAGUGACCAGUGGACCGGUCAGUCGAGAGACUAACGUAUCUGUCACAGUCUAUGACCGUCCCUUUAUCCGUCUGAAGCCCAGACAGGGGGCUGUAGUGGAGGCUCAUGCAGGACAGAAGUCCUACCGUCUCUCCCCCAAACUACGAGCCUUCCCUGCCCCAGAAGUCAUCUGGUUGAAGGAUGGGAAGGUGGCAGCGGAGGAGUGUUCCCGUUACCAUGUGGACGGGAAUUCCCUGGUGAUCCGUGAUGUGGCGGAGGAGGAUGCAGGGAAGUACACUAUCCUGGUGGGAAUCCAAGAACACAGACUCUACCAGAACCUAACGCUCUCUCUUGUGGUCAACGUGAGUCCUGGGAUAGGGGAGAAGGCAGUGUCAGUGCAGGACCCAGGCAGUGUUCCGCGGGGUAGCAGACAAGCCCUGCACUGCACCUCCCACGGAGUCCCCCCUCCUCACAUCACAUGGCUCUGGCACCCCUGCCCCCCCAAAGGCCUGUGUGUGUGUCCUCCGUCCUCCUCAAUGUGGAGCCCCGUAAAAGAGAGGGCCCCCGGCACUUCCACACACAACCACAUCCUGAGUGUCACACACAGACAGGAAGUCCUCCAGGGGAAGAAUAAGACCGUGGGGGUUUUGAUGGUUGCUGAGGCGUUUGUGUCCGGCGUGUAUCGCUGUAUUGCCUCUAGUUCUGUGGGAAAGGAUGAGCUGGACAUGCCCUUCUAUGUAACAGACGUCCCAGGAGGCUUCAGUGUGAGUCAGGAGGAUGAGCCAAGGGAGGGAGGAGACCUACACCUCACCUGCGUAGCCAACAAGCACCUGUACACCAAUUUUUCAUGGCAACGGGUGACUGACCCAGCAGAGACCACACCCCUGACCCCCUCCCUGGGUGGUGAACUGACCUCAGGAGAGUUUUCUGACACUCUGAGUCUAUUGCUUAGCAACCUGACGGCGGGGGAUUCUGGAACCUACCGCUGCUCCGCCCAUCACCUGCUGACGGGACAGAACACACAUCUGGACACACAGGUGGACGUCACAGUACUGGAGGCUCCGGUGCUGUUACAGAAUCUGUCUGACUGCAGCGUGAACAUCAGCAGCUCAGUGACACUCAGCUGCCGCGCCCACGGAGUGCCACGCCCAUUCAUCACAUGGUACAAGGACCAACACACACUGCUUCAGGGAUCAGGUAUCGUCAUAGCACAAGGAGGCGAGAACCUCCACAUUGACCGAAUCACAGUGGAGGACCAGGGUCUGUACACCUGCCAGGCAACCAAUGAGAGAGGCUCUGCUGAGAGCUCCGCCUACAUCUGGGUUCACAACUCAUCAGGUGGCCUGUCUCUGGAGAUUCCUACUCUCACCUGUACCUGCCUGGUGGCCACUCUCUUCUGGCUGCUUCUCACUCUCUUCAUACGUAAACUCAAAAAGCCAAACUCUUCGAGUGCCAAGGCUGAGUACCUUUCAAUCAUCUUGGACCCAGGGGAGGGGCCUCUGGAGGAGCAGUGUGAUAGGCUACAGUACGACCCAGGCCAAUGGGAGUUCCCCAGAGACCGCCUCAAACUGGAGAAACCUCUGGGCCGUGGGGCCUUUGGGAAAGUCAUGCAGGCGUCUGCCUUUGGCAUCGACAACUCUACAGGCUGCAGGACUGUGGCUGUCAAGAUGCUCAAGGAGGGGGCUACUCCCAGUGACCACAAGGCUCUGAUGACAGAACUGAAGAUCCUGAACCACAUCGGCCACCACCUGAAUGUGGUCAACCUGCUGGGAGCCUGCACCAAGGCAGGGCCUCUCAUGGUGAUAGUGGAGUACUGUAGGUAUGGAAACCUAUCCACCUACCUGAAGAGCAAGAGAGACGUGUUCCUGCUCAACAAGGACGGGAAGAAGAGGUGUUUCGAGGAGAGAGAGAGCACAGAGGAGAGGGGUGUCUCUAAGUCUCCUCUGUUCCUGGAGGAUCUCAUCUCCUACAGUUUCCAGGUGUCUCGAGGCAUGGAGUUCCUCGCCUCUCGCAAGUGUAUCCACCGUGACCUGGCUGCCAGGAACAUUCUGCUGUCUGAGAACAAAGUGGUGAAGAUCUGUGACUUUGGUCUGGCCAGAGACCUCUACAAAGACCUCGACUACGUCCGCAAGGGAGACGCAAGGCUGCCAUUGAAGUGGAUGUCCCCAGAGUCCAUCUUUGACAAGGUGUUCACGACCCAGAGUGACGUGUGGUCCUAUGGAGUUCUGCUCUGGGAGAUAUUCUCUCUGGGAGCCUCUCCGUACCCAGGCCUGAACAUAGAUGAGGAGUUCUGCCACCAACUAAAGGAGGGAACACGCAUGCGGUCCCCAGAGUACAGCACUCCAGAAAUUUACAGCACCAUGCUGGCAUGCUGGGAGGCUAACCCCUCAGACCGCCCCACCUUCACUGGCCUAGUGGAAACACUGGGAGACCUGCUGGAGGCACGGGUUCAACAGGAUGGGAAGGACUACAUUCCCCUGGGCACGUUCCUGUGUGGAGAGAGAGACCCAGACAGCAGCGUCCAGAGAGACUCCACAGACAGCUCCCUGUCUGACCUGCAUCCACACAGACUCAUCAGUCUAGGCUACAUGAACACCAGCAGCACAGCGAAACUCAGGACCUUUGAGGAACUGCCCAGCAAGGACCCGCCUGGCCCGGACGAUGAGCAGGGAGACAGCGGGAUGGUUCUACCCUCUGAGGAACUCAAACGCCUCAAAUGGACCAGCGGCCCCAAGAGCCUCACAAGGUUCUUCACCAUCAGUACGUGCAGGGAAAACCUGGUGCCAUGCAUGUGUAAUGACACCACUGGUCUCCAUGACGAGCCGCCUGUCCUCCCAUGCGACUGUGACUCCGAGGAGAGCUGUUCCCCUCCACCCGACUACAACUCUGCCUUCCUCUACCCCUCCCUCUGACAACUCUAUCAUAUCACACUUCUCCCUCUUGUUAGAACUGCCUUGGUUCCUCCCUCCCAGCACACCAUCACUCCAUCUAAACUCACCCUAACCUCCUCCCUCUGACACCCACUUCUCUAUCCCUAGUCCAUCUUUCUCCCUCCUCCCUCUGACAACUUUGUCACAGAUGAAUUAUUGAUGCAGUGCUUCAUUUCCCCAUAACAUAGUAUCAGACGACGUCUCUACAAACAAUUCCUCUAAAGAUUGUAUUUGAUGCUGUAGCUUCCUCAGGGGGAGAGGAGUAAGGUAUGUGAAUUACUGAGGCCUGCGUAGGGUGCCACACCCACACCACUAACAGCAGCUAAAUCCAUGAUAGUGUUAUCACAUGCAGCAACACUGCAUGUCCAUGUACCAGUCUAUUUAGUACAGUUGGACUAUAGAGCUCAGAGGAACCUCGGUUGCCAGUGACCAUGAUGUUCCUACACGUGUAUGCUGGAAGAAUUUAUUAAUUAGAAAAUAGUGUUUCACCUAUUUAUUUACAAUAUGUUAACCUCAUGAGAUUGUGUCCAUUAGACCAGUUAAUGCAGAGCUAUGGAGGAGUACUGUAGAACAUGUUUAAUAGCCACAGCCGUUUGCCCUGACUGACACAAGUAUGUAUGUAUUCAAACCAUAUUUAAACAUGUUGAAGUAAAGCAGCGUUACCACACUGACUGUCAAGACAAUCCUCUGGUCUUCACAUGCAUGACACUAAGACAACACACUGUUUUGGUAUAUUUUAUUAAAAUACUGCUGUACACACAAUAUUGCAAAAGUUGAGACAAUGAACACAAGAUGGGCAAAACAACAUACUAAGAUGGUGAUUGUAGAUGUUUGUAGGAGAGGCGUGUGU
Messenger RNA from Salvelinus fontinalis (brook trout), 4882 nucleotides. RefSeq names its product vascular endothelial growth factor receptor 1-like. The record is from RefSeq and is a predicted model, not a curated record. The coding region runs from base 205 to 4014 and encodes 1269 amino acids. Gene Ontology annotation, cellular component: plasma membrane; signaling receptor complex. The transcript has 29 exons. Gene Ontology annotation, molecular function: vascular endothelial growth factor receptor activity; ATP binding. Gene Ontology annotation, biological process: vascular endothelial growth factor receptor signaling pathway; multicellular organism development; positive regulation of kinase activity. NCBI's taxonomy places the organism in Eukaryota, Metazoa, Chordata, Actinopteri, Salmoniformes, Salmonidae.